This is a messenger RNA of Planococcus citri (citrus mealybug), 1865 nucleotides long. Its product is annotated as putative fatty acyl-CoA reductase CG5065. The coding region runs from base 163 to 1665 and encodes 500 amino acids. Gene Ontology annotation, biological process: long-chain fatty-acyl-CoA metabolic process. Gene Ontology annotation, cellular component: peroxisome. NCBI's taxonomy places the organism in Eukaryota, Metazoa, Arthropoda, Insecta, Hemiptera, Pseudococcidae. Gene Ontology annotation, molecular function: alcohol-forming very long-chain fatty acyl-CoA reductase (NADP+) activity. The record is from RefSeq and is a predicted model, not a curated record. The transcript has 8 exons.
AUUCAUUCGUUUCAUUCGCAAUAAUGCCACUAUUACGUAAUUAAUACCAAAGGUAGAUCAAAUAAUUUGCGUACUACUGAUUGAAACACCAUUGUCGUUGCGUUUACUAGCUUUAAUUUUUUUUUGCGUUCGCGGUGUUUUUAUUGCUUUAAAAAAAAAAAAAUGUUCGAAGAAUCUCAAAUAUCCACAUUUUACGCAUACAAAAAAGUCCUCAUCACAGGAGCGACUGGAUUCAUGGGAAAAGUGUUAGUAUGGAAAUUAUUACACAGCUGCCCUCAGUUGGAUACAAUUUUUGUGCUGAUGCGACCAAAACAUGGAAAGCCCUCUUUGACUCGUAAAACUGAAUUUUUUAAUUCGCCGGUUUUCGAAAAUUUUAAAAAAGAAAAUCCCAAAGUAUUACAAAAAGUGGUACUUAUAGGCGGAGAUGUAGGAGAAGACCGCUUAGGAUUAUCGGACAAAGAUCGAGAUAUGCUGAUUGACCAAGUUUCUAUUAUAUUCCAUAGUGCAGCCAUUUUAAAAAUGAAUGCAGAUUUACGCACAGCAAUUAAUGUAAAUACCAUCGGCACCGUAAGAAUGCUCGAAUUGGCGCAACAGAUGAAAAAACUUGAGUCAUUUGUAUACAUUUCCACUGCGUAUUGUUGCUGUGAAAAGACAACAGUGGAAGAAAAAAUGUAUCCUUCAAAUCAAAAUCCGCAAACAAUUAUGAGUCUCGUCCAAUGGAUGGAACCAAAAUUGUUGGCAAGCAUUACACCCAGUUUAAUUCAUCCUUUACCAAACACAUACACGUAUAGUAAACGAAUUACCGAAUCUCUACUGCAUAAUUACGAGUCCACAGUUCCGAUUAUUGUAGCCAGGCCAAGUAUAGUCGUGGCAUGUCACAAAGAACCAUUCCCAGGAUGGACUGAUACUCUAAACGGACCUGCUGGAUUUUAUAUUGCCGGAGCAAAAGGACUAUUACGAGUUACAACAAUGAGGCUAGAUAACAAAACCAACUUCAUACCAGCUGAUUUCGCCAUCAAUAGUAUUAUAAUUUUACCAUGGGCCAAUUCUCGGAAGCAAUUAUUAAAAGAAAUCAGCGUUUACAACAUUCCACAAACCCACUUCGACGAUAUGACCUGGCGCCAAGUACUGCAUCUUUUCAUGCAUUCUUUGAGAAAAUACCCAGUCAAUGUAGCCCUAUGGUAUCCAAACACCAAUCCGGAUACCAAAAGUAUGUUCGUAUAUACGAUUAAAUGCAUAUUUUUGCAUUACUUACCCGCCUACGUGAUUGAUUUCAUUUUGCUCUUGGUCGGUCAAAAACAGUUCAUGGUUCGUUCUCACGAUAAACUUGCGCAAGCUGAAGUUAUACUUCGACAUUUCACUGAGAACCAAUGGCACUUCGAGCAUGAUAAACUACUUCAACUGGAAGAUCUUUUGAAUCCAACUGAUAAGCAAUUGUUCCCUGUAAACAUGAGAAAAAUGGGAGAUAUUCAAAGUUAUAUCGAUGAUUGCAUGGUUUCAGCCAAAUUUCACUUAUUUAAGGAAAAUAUGGACCAUCAAAGUAGCGCAAAAAUAUUGCACAUAUCAUUGUACGUUGUAGACAAAAUCGUCGUCGUGUUGAGAUAUUACGUUUUAUGGAAGUUUCUAAUGUUCGUUUACAAUACGAUAUGCAGCAUAUUCAUUUGAACAAAAAAAUACUGCCAGCAGGUGUAAAUCAUAAACAACUUACUACUCGCACAAAUGUCGUCAAAAAUCGGUGCUCCAUCUUGAACUCAAAAUUCGAGAAAAACAUCAAAAUGAUUCGCUUUUAGUAGAUAAGCAUGAAGUUGAACUGUAUCGAUUAGAUUUAAUUUACAGAAAAAGUAAACCUUACAUUCACUCCUCAA